CUCACUGUCACUCCAACCACCUUAUUUUACCUUACUGUUUCAUAACGUUAAUCAGUACGCUAUUUUCAGAACCCUUCCAACGUUUGAUCAUGACAACUGUACAGCUUGGCAACUGCGCGUGCCGUUCAUCCAACACAGAUUAUGCGGCUCUCACCGAUGAAACAUGGCUAACGGGAUCAAAGAUUGUGCAUUUGAGCGAAGAUGCGCUGAUUGAGACCGACGGAGCCGAUAGUUCCGACGACGAAGACAUCUUCAACCUUGAGCGGGCGUAUCACGACGAUCCCGACGGUGAUCUCCCCACCGCAACCGCGUCUGCCUUGACAGAAUCCCUAAUACCAGGCUCACAGACUCGUGAUCGCUCGUAUACUUUCCAUUUAGAAACCGGCGUUGCGUAUUCCCGUGCCGAGUUUCUCUUUGCCCGCAUUCGAAAAUCCUCUCCGUCCGAAAAAGUUGGUCUCCGGUUCAAGCCGGUAGGCAACAACAGUGGAGUCGUCAUAUCAUGGAUUGAUCCCAAUGGGCUGUUUGCCAAGUCAAACCUUUGCGUCGGUGAUCGAGUUCUAUCCGUCAACGGCAAGGCUAUGCUCCUAGCCAAAGCAACCAAAGUAGCCCAGGCAGUAGCGAUGGCACCGCGUUGGGUGGACAUCAUUGUCCGUCACAAGGGCGGUGAUCCGCACAUUGUUUCCACCAGUAUACAGCGAUCCAGCGGUAUCUCAAAGUUCGGCGUGGCUCUCAAGACCAAACGCGGUGCUCUGGUGGUGUCGCGCAUCAACGGUGGCGGCGUCUUUGCCCAGAGUCUGCUGCAACCCGGACACCGGUGUUUGAGUAUCAACGAUCUCCCCUGCGACGGAGGCUGGCAACUAAAAGAAGCUGCCAAAUGGAUUAGUAUGUCAAGGGAAUUCUGUACAAUCGUCUCGCGUCCGCAAGCGGAAUCCGCCGUGGUGCUCGCGUGUGAAGCGCAACGCACCUUGUGGACGACGUUGGCCUUGGGGUUCGGCGUCUUGGCCGGUGCCGCCAGUGCCGUCCAGUCUUUGGGAUAAUCCAUUUCAACUUGCAUAAGGCAUUGUCCAAAAUUGCAUUUUAUAAAUUAGAGAGGCGCAUGGAUGAAGUAUUGUAUUUUGGAACACCUGUUUGUGUAGUAUGGGUGCUUUCGCCAAUAUUAGCUUUAACAAAAGUUGACC
Molecule: messenger RNA, 1178 nt
Organism: Phaeodactylum tricornutum CCAP 1055/1
Lineage: Eukaryota; Bacillariophyta; Bacillariophyceae; Surirellales; Neidiaceae
Exons: 1
Coding region: 90-1037 (315 amino acids)
Molecular function (GO): protein binding
Source: RefSeq, a predicted model, not a curated record